This is a messenger RNA of Trichosporon asahii var. asahii CBS 2479, 333 nucleotides long. RefSeq lists its product as uncharacterized. The transcript is spliced from 3 exons. Lineage: Eukaryota; Fungi; Basidiomycota; Tremellomycetes; Trichosporonales; Trichosporonaceae. The coding region runs from base 1 to 333 and encodes 110 amino acids. The record is from RefSeq and is a predicted model, not a curated record.
AUGGCGUUCAGAGCAGCCCCGGACAAGAGGCUUGACAUCUACAACGGGCGCCCGAGUGGCAUCGACGUCUCGUACUUCAACCCUGUCGAUCCCUUCACAGUGAUGAAGUACAGCGUCCGCCGGAACGGUACGAAGAAGUUGGUUAGCUCGCCGCUCGUCAGCAAGACGUACAGGAUGGAGGCGAAGAAGUUAGUAGAGGAGACGAAGACGUUGAUCCAGGGGUCUGGACGGAAGUCUCUCGAGGCAGAGGAGAGCGCAUAUCCAGUCGCUAGAGAUCUGUCUGCCGACACCAUCAAGACUGUGGAGGAGCAGGGGAAGGAGGGGAAGGAGUGA